GUUCAAGAAGAACGGCUACAGGGCCAUGAAGAUGCGCACGAAGGCAAACCUGGACGGGCAGAUGGUUGAGCUGGAGGGCCUGCGCAAGGAGGAGCAGGUCCGCGCCGAGCAGGAGCGCGAGCGCCUCAGGGUCACCAUCGAGCGGGACGCCGAGCUGACUCGGAAGGAGAACGAGGUGGAGAUGGCCAAGCGUGCCAA
This is a messenger RNA of Prorocentrum cordatum, 198 nucleotides long. NCBI's taxonomy places the organism in Eukaryota, Dinophyceae, Prorocentrales, Prorocentraceae. The record is from the annotation of a GenBank genome assembly.